Molecule: messenger RNA, 2149 nt
Organism: Polistes canadensis
Lineage: Eukaryota; Metazoa; Arthropoda; Insecta; Hymenoptera; Vespidae
Product: neo-calmodulin-like
Exons: 9
Coding region: 1310-2137 (275 amino acids)
Cellular component (GO): myosin II complex
Molecular function (GO): calcium ion binding
Source: RefSeq, a predicted model, not a curated record
GUGAAGAAGGUGGUGGCGCGGGGAAGGGCGCGUGGCGGCACCAGGGGUGUCAGUCACGGCCCAUCUGUCCUGCAUCGAGCACAUCUAUGGACAUAGUUGCUGUAACGAGCGUCGGUUCGAGUGUUGUACGAAAAAUGAAGUCGCAUCAGUCACGAUUUUCUUUGACUGGAAUGUAGACGUCUACGAUAUAUCGAAUGGAAGAAGGAAGAUAACGAUCGUCGUGAAAGACAGAGAGAGAGAGAGAGAGAAAGCGAGCGAGAGAGAGUAAGAGAGAGAGAGAGAGAGAGAGAGAGAGAGAGAAAGAAAGAUAGAGUGAUUGUUAGGUGAUCGAUUGCGUGAAACAACGUUCGAGUGGCGGCGAUUCGGUCGCGCGUGACAAACCAAAUGUUUCCCUCCGGUUUGCUGCUUGCAAGCUUUUUACAACAAGCAAAAAAAGGAAACGAAGAGCGGAAAGUAAUAUCGGGAUACUCUCGAGCAUUUAUUCAACGAUAAAACAAAAAGUGAAAUACCGAGAAACGAAAUCCUGGAUUUUAGGAAUAAAGUAUUUUCUCGACAACAAUAAUAAAAAAAAAGAGAGAGACAGAAAAAAAAAGCCAAAGUUGCGUUCCAAGAUAAAUUAUUGGCUGUGCGUUUAUAACGUAAACGAUAGUGUUCAUCGGUUGUAUAGAUAUAUAUGCAUAUAUACAUACACACACAUACACAUAUUUAUAUAUAUAUAUAUAUGUAUCUAUACCGAUACUGAUAUCGAUUCGUUUUGAAGAGCCGAGAGCAGAAAGAAAAUAAAGAAGAAAAGAGGGGAAAGUACGGAGAGAAGUGAGUGGGUUAAAAGAAAAAAGAAAAUCUUAAAAAAGUAUAAUAAAAAUGUUGCAAGAGGGUGUGAUCUCUUGUAAUCAAAGUUAAAAUUAACAAUUCGUGUUUCGUGUAUUCUUUUUUUCAUUUCCGAAUAGAUGCGAUUAUCGAUUAUCGAUUGUUACAUGCAAAAUAUGUGCAUGUAUAUAUAAAUACGGUAACGCAUGUGUGAUACGUAAUACUGGCAAUAAAUUGGCGCAUAUUAUUUCGUGUUGUUAAAUUAGCAAUAAACAAGUUCAGUCUUUCUAUUCGUCUUCUUUACCGUUUAAGAAAAAUUAAUAAGAAGAAGAACAACAACGUGUUCGGUGAAAAAUCGAGGAUAUUAAUAACCAGUGUGUUCUUCCUCGGCUAAACGACGCUGGUUCUACUUAUAUUUUUUGGGAAUCUCGAUUUCGGUGUGAAAUAAAAUUAAGAACAAACAUUAAGAAAAACAAAAAAAGAGGGGUGAAGACACGACAAGAUGGCGUUCGCCGCAGCAAGAAUGAUCCUCAAGGACAAGCGGCGGAAGGCCAGCAAAGAGGACUUCGCACCGCGUAACAGAAGCAAGGCCCGCAGCGCCAGUACAAGUAGCUUUAGAAGCCUGAGCCAGGCACGCAACAAACCAGCCGAUGGAGUAGGCCACGUAAAUCAGAAAGGUGCGGCGGGUCAAAAGGCACCGCUUGCUGGUGGACAAAAGGGUGCUCCUGGUGCCAAGGUUGCGUCGAAACCAGCACAGAAGCCAUCUGCUCAAAAAGGACAGGUCAAAGUAACCCCUAAGGCUGCCUCCGUUAAAACAGGAAAGAACAAAAAGAAAGGACAGAGGCAACAGUACGAUCUCAUCGUAACCAUAAACUUGUCCGAGUAUGGUCUCACGGAGGAUCAAGUCGCUGAAUUCAAAGAAGCAUUUAUGUUGUUUGACAAAGAUGAGGAUGGUACAAUCACCAUGGCGGAACUUGGCGUGGUCAUGCGAUCAUUGGGACAGAGACCAUCCGAUACGGAACUACGAGACAUGGUGAAUCAAGUUGAUCAGGACGGUAAUGGUACCAUUGAGUUUAAUGAGUUUCUGCAAAUGAUGUCUAAAAAAAUGAAGGGAGCAGAUGGAAAAGACGAGCUACGCGAAGCGUUUAGGGUAUUCGACAAGAACAAAGACGGCCUGAUCUCGUCUAAAGAAUUACGUCACGUAAUGACAAAUCUCGGGGAAAAAUUGUCGGAGGAGGAAGUCGACGACAUGAUCAAAGAGGCGGACCUGGAUGGCGAUGGAAUGGUUAACUAUGAAGAAUUCGUGACGAUCCUGACGUCGAAAAAUUAAUUUAUCGGUCGA